Molecule: messenger RNA, 1524 nt
Organism: Parnassius apollo (apollo)
Lineage: Eukaryota; Metazoa; Arthropoda; Insecta; Lepidoptera; Papilionidae
Source: the annotation of a GenBank genome assembly
AUGGCGGAGGCGGAAGCACCUGGUAACAUUGUAAAGGAAGGCUGGUUGCAAAAGCGAGGAGAACAUAUCCGAAACUGGCGAGAUCGCUACUUCAUCCUGUUCGACAAUGGCGAUCUUGUAGGAUUCAAAACGCAGCCCGAGCGCAACAACUAUCGUGAUCCACUAAACAAGUUUACUGUUCGCGAUUGCCAGAUCAUGGCUGUGGAUAAGCCCCGUCCGCACACCUUCACUAUUCGCGGUCUGCAGUGGACCACUGUUAUUGAGAGAAACUUCUCUGUUGACACCGACAAAGAGAGAGAGGAGUGGGUGGCGGCGAUCCGCUACGUGGCGUCGCAGCUGAGCGGGGGCGCGGCUGUGGUGGCGGCGGGGGGCGGGGCGGCGGGCGCGGCCGGCGGCAGCGCCGCGCUGCCCGACGCGGACGACCGCGACAUCGCGCAGCUCGGCACCAGCUUCCGCGACCCCAGGCGAAUUACCCUGGAAAAGUUCGAAUUUGUAAAAGUACUGGGCAAGGGCACAUUCGGAAAAGUGGUACUGAGCAGAGAAAAGGGCACGGGCAAGCUCUAUGCAAUGAAGAUCCUAAAGAAGAACCUCAUCAUUCAGAAGGAUGAAGUCGCGCACACAAUUACCGAGAACCAUGUACUCAAGAAAACCAAGCACCCUUUCCUUACGUCGCUGCGCUACUCAUUCCAGACGUCGGACCGCGUGUGCUUCGUGAUGGAGUACGCGAACGGCGGCGAACUGUUCUUCCACCUCUCCCGCGAGCGCAACUUCUCCGAAGAGCGCACGCGGUUCUACGGCGCGGAGAUCGUGUCCGCGCUGGGCUACCUGCACUCCGAGGGCAUCAUCUACCGGGACCUCAAGCUGGAGAACCUGCUACUCGACAAGGACGGCCACAUUAAGAUCGCAGACUUCGGACUCUGCAAGGUGAACAUCACGUACGGACGCACGACGAAGACGUUCUGCGGCACGCCGGAGUACCUGGCGCCCGAGGUGCUGGAGGACCUGGACUACGGGCCCGCCGUCGACUGGUGGGGCACCGGCGUCGUGCUCUACGAGAUGGCCUGCGGGAGGCUGCCCUUCUACAACCGCGACCACGAGGUGCUGUUCUCGCUGAUCCUGAGCGAGGAGGUGCGGUUCCCGCGCGCGCUGUCGGUGGAGUGCCGCGCGCUGCUGGCCGGCCUGCUGACCAAGGAACCGGCGCGCCGCCUGGGCGCCGGGCCCGAGGACGCGCGGGACAUCAUGAACCACUCCUUCUUCGCCUCCAUCAACUGGCAGGACCUCGUCGCCAAGAAGAUCCCGCCUCCGUUUAAGCCGCAAGUGGAAUCUGAAACUGACACGCGGUACUUCGACUCUGAGUUCACAGGCGAGUCCGUGGAGCUGACGCCGCCAGAAAACGAACCCGGUCUCGCUCGCAUACAGGAGGAGCACUUCCCGCAGUUCUCGUAUCAGGACAUCUGCUCGUCGGCGCACUCGGCGCUGUCUCACCUUUCGCAUCACUCCGCGCUAGCUGACCGUCGCCACUAG